CAUUUUUUGUGAUAACCGUGUUGAAGUGUAAUCCAUUUUUGUUUACGCGUGCCCUACCCUUACAAACAUAAAAGAAAGUUAAAAAAAAAAAAAAAAAAGAAAGAACCUAUAAAUAGACAUGUAAUUCUUCCCCUCUUGGAAUCACAGAGACACACUAAACAAAAAAUGGGAUUGUUCAAUCUUUGUUUCCUCUGGUUGCUUCUGAUCUCAGUUUCUUCAACAAAUGCUUGCGAUAGAUGUCUACAUCAAAGCAAAGCGGCCUUCUUCUCCACACCUUCUUCUCUUUCUUCUGGAGCAUGCGGGUAUGGUUCAUCAGCUAGCAGCUUGUAUGGCAGCCACCUUGCUGCAGCUGUUGGUAGCAUUUACAAAUCGGGUUCGGGUUGUGGGGCAUGCUUUCAGGUGAGAUGCAAGGAUUCUAAGGUGUGUAGCAAGGCCGGGACUCAGGUCAUAGUAACUGAUCUCAAUAAAAACAACGACACCGAUUUUGUCAUGACCCCUAGAGCUUUCAUGGCCAUGGCUAACAAGGGUAUGGCCCACAGCUUAUUAAAACUUGGUGUUGCCGACGUUGAAUAUAAAAGAGUACCUUGUGAUUACAAAGGCAACAACUUAACUGUAAGAGUUGAAGAAUCUACCAAAAAGCCUAAUUAUCUUGCACUCAAAUUCUUAUACCAAGGAGGUCAAACAGAAAUAGUGGGCGUUGACGUUGCUCAGGUUGGGUCAUCAAGUUGGACUUACAUGACUAGAAACUAUGGGGCUGUCUGGGACACCAGCCGAGCUCCUGCAGGACCACUGCAACUCCGCCUGGUGGUCACCUCCGGCUAUGAUGGAAAGUGGAUAUGGGCCAAGAGUGUUAUGCCGGUCGAUUGGACCAUUGGAGGUGUGUAUGAUUGUGGCGUACAAAUCAAUGACAUUGCUCAAGAAGGGUGUGGUGAAUGUGAUGACCAAAAUUGGAAAAGUUAACACACACGACAUUCUAUUUUGGGUUGUCAUAAGGAUUCUGGUAACAUACAAUAAUAGUGUAGAUGGAGUAACAAAAUGUUAUGGACUAGCUGAUGUAUUAGGUUGGAAUCACGUAUAUGAUAUAAUAUAACUUUGAUUGAAUGAUAUACGACUUUUACGAUAUUA
Messenger RNA from Helianthus annuus (common sunflower), 1125 nucleotides. Its product is annotated as expansin-like A1. Lineage: Eukaryota; Viridiplantae; Streptophyta; Magnoliopsida; Asterales; Asteraceae. The coding region runs from base 166 to 960 and encodes 264 amino acids. The record is from RefSeq and is a predicted model, not a curated record. The transcript has 3 exons. Gene Ontology annotation, cellular component: extracellular region; plant-type cell wall; plasmodesma.